GUCAUCCUCUCCAUUUCUCUUCUGCCGACUCCAUUUUCGUCCACUUCCAGUUCUUUCUUCCACUGAGUCAAACUCGACUCAACUCACCCCCCCUCUCUCUUUCUUGCCACUCUGCAACCAUUAAGCCUUGCCGAAUUUUCUACCGUUCCAUUUCCGGUCGUUCUCAAUUUCUCAUUUACUAGCCACUUCUACUUUCCCGUCUAGUACCAUGUCUUCAACCACCGCCGGGAGCUUUUCCUCCACGAGCACCGCAGCAGCGAAAAACGACGAAGCUGAAACUCUACGGCGCAACCGAAUCCUGUCGAGCAAGCUCUACUUCGACGUUCCCCCUUCUAAAGUUCCUCUGAUAUACUCGCCUUCAUACGACAUUGCCUUCCUCGGUAUAGAAAAGUUGCAUCCUUUUGAUUCUUCUAAAUGGGGCCGUAUCUGUCAGUUCCUCAUUGUGGCCGGUCUUCUGGAGAAAAAGCGCAUAGUUGAGCCUCUGGAGUCUACCAAAGAUGAUCUCCUAGUGGUGCAUCCAGAAUCAUACUUGAAUAGCCUAAAGAGUAGCUCAAAUGUUGCCAUCAUUGUUGAGGUCCCCCCUGUUGCUGUAUUGCCCAAUUGUGUUGUGCAGCAGAAAGUUCUUUCUCCUUUUCGCAAGCAGGUUGGAGGAACUAUAUUGGCUGCAAAGCUUGCUAAAGAACGUGGAUGGGCUAUCAACGUUGGGGGUGGGUUCCAUCAUUGUUCGGCUGCUAAAGGAGGUGGAUUUUGUGCUUAUGCAGACAUUUCUCUUUGCAUACAUUUUGCCUUUGCCCGUCUAAAUAUUUCAAGGGUGAUGAUUAUUGAUCUCGAUGCACACCAAGGAAAUGGGCAUGAAUUGGAUUUUUCUAGUGACAGAAGAGUUUAUAUUCUUGAUAUGUACAAUCCUCAUAUUUAUCCCUUUGACUAUGAAGCCAGGAGGUAUAUUGAUCAGCAAAUUGAAGUGCCGACUGGGACAUUAACAAGCGAUUACUUGUCAAAACUAGAUGAAGCUCUUGAGGUUGCUUCACGGAAUUUUAGUCCUGAGUUGAUCGUGUACAAUGCUGGCACUGAUAUUCUGGACGGAGAUCCUCUGGGCAGGUUGAAGAUCAGCCCGGAAGGAAUUGCCACAAGGGAUGAAAAGGUGUUUAGUUUUGCUCGUGAGAGGAGCAUACCUCUUGUCAUGCUUACAUCAGGUGGUUAUAUGAAAUCCAGUGCAAGAGUGAUUGCAGAUUCAAUUAUCAACCUCUCCAAGAAGUCCUUGAUAGAUCUGCAGAGUUCACCAGGGAAAAUUUAACCGCCAUAGAGUCCUUUUUGUGCUCCUAUUACAAAAAACAAAAUGUUUACUACUUGGAAAUCAAAAUAGGUUCCUCAAUUUUUUCUUUGGUAUGCUAGUCAAGUACUCCUGGAAAACGAAAAGAAUAGUCUGUAGAUAUAGGAGAAAUUAGAAAAACGCCAUGGAUGUCAUCAUCUCCUCUCUCUCUCUCUCUCUCUCUCUCUAAGUGGUGAUAUGUAGACAGGCUACAAGUCUAAUACAAAGCUGUACUGCUGAAAUUGUUGUUUUAUUUUGGAGUGGCUGUAAGGAAGCAAGAUCAAGAGAUGAAGGCUGAAAGUUAUUCGGGUUAAACAGUGCAGAGCUCUCAAUGAACUGGCAACUUGCUCCUGGAAUUCAUUGCAAAGGUCCAGUCUCGUUCUGACAAGACUAUCAGAUUCUUCUGUCAGCCAUGAAAUGCUGAGCUGAAAUGGUUCUAUCAGCCAUGUAAUAUAUGUGUCACAUGAAUCUUUUUACGCUGUUGAGUUCUGAAACCUCUCUCUGGGAUUGGGAGUAAGCUACUUAA
Messenger RNA from Coffea eugenioides, 1835 nucleotides. Its product is annotated as histone deacetylase 2. The transcript has 13 exons. NCBI's taxonomy places the organism in Eukaryota, Viridiplantae, Streptophyta, Magnoliopsida, Gentianales, Rubiaceae. Gene Ontology annotation, molecular function: histone deacetylase activity. The coding region runs from base 209 to 1294 and encodes 361 amino acids. The record is from RefSeq and is a predicted model, not a curated record.